Messenger RNA from Caenorhabditis briggsae, 846 nucleotides. The record is from RefSeq and is a predicted model, not a curated record. The transcript has 8 exons. NCBI's taxonomy places the organism in Eukaryota, Metazoa, Nematoda, Chromadorea, Rhabditida, Rhabditidae. The coding region runs from base 1 to 846 and encodes 281 amino acids.
AUGUCCAUCGCAAUUGUCAGCUUGAUGACGGCAUAUUCGGGUCUUCGGACUGAAAAGCUGUUCGCCAACUACAUUUCCACUAGCGGUGAACCAUGGUACACACAAUUCGACGAUACGAUGAAUGAGGACAAAUUGAGAGAAAUGGAAACGGAUUUCAUGCAAACCUAUAGUAAAGUGGCUCAAUUUCAUCAUGCGUCAAAAUUCAAUUUCCGAGAAAAUCGUCCGCCACAGAAUACGUUGGACAAUCCGGAUGUCAGGAAAAUUGAACGGACACGAGACGCUCGUAGCCACAGCCCGAUGGUUCAUCCGGCCGAUUCUACAGUAUCCAGUACCAAUGGACGUCCACGUGGAUAUGUGCCAAAGGAUGAGCUCACUGUGGAGAGACUCAAUAAGGAGCGAGUGAUAGAAGAGGAGCGUCGAAAACGGGACCACGAUCGGAUAACAGGAAGAAUGGAUCAUUCGACUGGAAGUGAGAAACGUGCUCGAAUCGAUCCUCUGUCCAACAACUUUGUCACGUCUACAUCGACGUCAAACGGAAAACUCGUUCCGCCGAUUCCAGCGACAAUGAAUUUCCCGCCACCACCUCUGGUGACGUCAUCUGACUACAGUAAUCAUCAAUCAGCGAAAAACGGAAAUCAUCAUUCGAAUGGAAAUCAUCGAAAGGCAUUUGUGGAGACGCCAAGCUCUACGGAAUCACCGAUUUAUGGGAAUUCGAGUGUUAGUGUGCGCGCCUUCGAUGUCGAUCCAAUGAUCACGCCACCAGGCUUCCCGACAGCUACAGUAAUCCAAAAUGGGAAUCAUUCGGAUAUGGAUCUGGACGAAUUGGAGGAUGGCGAAGUCGAGUGA